Molecule: messenger RNA, 1254 nt
Organism: Brachypodium distachyon (stiff brome)
Lineage: Eukaryota; Viridiplantae; Streptophyta; Magnoliopsida; Poales; Poaceae
Product: eukaryotic translation initiation factor 3 subunit G
Exons: 1
Coding region: 489-929 (146 amino acids)
Molecular function (GO): RNA binding
Source: RefSeq, a predicted model, not a curated record
UCCUUGUCCUGUUCCUUGAUGGGCGCCGCUGCCUCGACCACCGUAGAGUCCUGCCGCUUAGGGUUCUCAAUGGCCGUCCGCGCGCACGAACCUUGCGCGGCAGUGGUACGAUUCUUCUUGAAGAUCUUCUUCUUUGCAGUUGUCGAUGUUGCCUUCCUUUACUUUUUCUUCUUCUUCUUCUUCUGAGCGAUCUUCUUCCGCUGCCUGCCGCUGGCCAUCUCCUCUGCUGCCCUUCCGGCCGGACGCGUCUUCUAUCUUUUUGCAUUGCAAAUUUGAAAUAGAUGCCGUGUAAUUUAUGACCGUUCCGAACUGGAACGUCUGGAUAUCCAAUUCGAUCCGGACACGGAUUUUACAUGUAAAAGGCAACAGCACGUAACGUCGGCCAGACAGAGAUACUUACCCUGCACCUUCAAUCGUAACCGCCUCUCCUCGUUCGAUCGUCCGCUCCCUCGAUCCGAAGAUCAAUAGAAAGAAUCCGGGCAAUCGCCAUGAUCAACUUCUGGAAGGACCCGAACGCCGAGUCGUGCUGCAUCUGCGGGGAAGAGGAACCGGAGGAGAAGCACGAGGAGCUCGCCUGCCCAUACGACUACCUCGUCUCGCCUGCGGGUUACGUCCCCUGCAGGGCGAGGCGCGCCGCCUGGAGGGAGUGCAGCGCCGUGCCGUCCAGCCACCGCCGGUUCCUGCAGCGCUUCGUGCGCAUCACAAACGUGCCGGAGCUCUGCCGGCCGGCUUCCCUCGCCGCACUCUUCGCCCGGUACGGGCCGCUGCGGAUGUGGCAUGUCGCCAUGGAUGCCCCCGAGGUAUGCAAGGGCUUCGCGUGCGUGGUCUUCGAGCGCCGAGAGCACGCCGAGAAGGCCAUCGAUGAACUCAACUGCUAUUGCUUUGAUGGGAAUAGCUUGCGAGUAGAUUGGUUUUAUCCCAGCGCGUGACUGAACCGAACUUUAGCAACCAAGCGCUGGGAUAAAACCGUGCAUCAUUCACUGGUAUCUCUGGUCAAGCUGUGCAUUCUGUGGUCACCGUGUAUCAUUCUCUGAUCAAGCUGUGCAUUCUCUGGUCACUGUGUAUCAUUGUUUGGUCAAGCUGUGCAUUCUCUGGUCACUGUGUAUCUUUCUUACACAUUCUCUGGUCAAGCUGUGCAUGCUCUGGUCACUAUGUAUCAUUCUUACACAUUCUCUGGUCACCGUGUAAUCGUGUAUCAUGGAGGGAUCAGUGCAUCAAUUUUUUAUUUCCGGAUAGGAAAAGAGGUACUCCGUA